AGAGAGAGAGUACCAGAGCCUGGGGAAGACAGAGGGGAGAGAAACAGUCGCACAAGAAUUGCGGUGGGUUGACUGGGACCCUCCCUCCCCCCGACCUCCAACUGCAGCGAGGACCACGGGGAGGGGAGCGCGGUGGUGGGCGUCGCAGGGCCGGACCCGGCGCGGCUCCCCUCCGUCGCCACCUCCCACCCCGGGGACCCCUCCGGCCCGGGCGGCCGCCGGAGGCCGGGGAUGGCGGACUCGUGCCAGAACCUCACGUACGUGCGGGACUCGGUGGGCCCGGCCACCAGCGCCCUGAUGUUCGUGGCGGGCGUGGUGGGCAACGGGCUGGCGCUGGGCAUCUUGGGAGCGCGGCGACGGUCACGCCCCUCGGCCUUCGCGGUGCUGGUCACCGGGCUGGCGGUCACCGACCUGCUGGGCACGUGCUUCCUGAGUCCGGUGGUGUUCGCGGCCUACGCCCGCAACAGCUCGCUGCUGGGCCUGGCCCGGGGCCGCCCGGCGCUGUGCGAUGCCUUCGCCUUCGCCAUGACCUUCUUCGGCCUGGCCUCCACGCUCAUCCUCUUCGCCAUGGCCGUGGAGCGCUGCCUGGCGCUCAGCCACCCCUACCUCUACGCCCGGCUGGACGGGCCGCGCCGCGCCCGCCUGGCGCUGCCCGCCAUCUACGCCUUCUGCGCCGUCUUCUGCUCGCUGCCCCUGCUGGGCCUGGGCCAACACCAGCAGUACUGCCCGGGCAGCUGGUGCUUCAUCCGUAUGCGCUCGUCCGAGCUGGGCGGCUGCGCAUUCUCGCUGGCCUACGCCAGCCUCGUGGCCCUGCUGGUGGCCACCAUCUUCCUCUGCAACGGCUCGGUCACCCUCAGCCUCUGCCGCAUGUACCGCCAGCAGAGGCGCCACCACGGCUCGCUGGUCCCCAGCCCCCGGGCGGGCGAAGACGAGGUUGACCACCUGAUUCUGCUGGCCCUCAUGACGGGCAUCAUGGCCGUGUGCUCCCUGCCUCUCACGAUCCACGGCUUCACCCAGGCCAUCGCCCCGGACAGCAGUGAGAUGGGGGACCUCCUCGCUUUCCGUUUCAAUGCCUUCAACCCCAUCCUGGAUCCCUGGGUCUUCAUCCUUUUCCGCAAGGCCGUCUUCCAGCGGCUCAAGCUCUGGUUCUGUUGCUUGUGCCUGAGGCCUGGCCCGGGCGACUUGCAGACGUCCCUCUCCCAGCCGGCCUCGGGGAGGAAGGGCUCAAGGGUCCCCACUGCUCUUGGGGGGAAGGAUGGGAGCUGGGUGCAUUCGUCAGCCUGGGGCAAGGGGCAGGGGGCACCCUUGCCUGUCCUACAGCCAUCCAGCAGCACCGUGGGAACACCGUCCAAAGUGGGGUCCGAGACAGCCUGCUCCCUCUGCUGACAUCUGCCCCGUGAUCUCCUGCCCUGUCUUCCGAGAGCAGCAGCCAGAAAUUCAGGGACUUGACCGGUGGCUGCGGGUGGACAAGCCCAGAGCUGGAUCCUGGAGCCCAGCCGGCCAGAAUGUUGACCCCCUGGAUUCAGGGGGGUGAUCAGCUGCUAUUUCU
This is a messenger RNA of Lagenorhynchus albirostris (white-beaked dolphin), 1549 nucleotides long. RefSeq names its product prostaglandin I2 receptor (gene PTGIR). The record is from RefSeq and is a predicted model, not a curated record. Gene Ontology annotation, cellular component: plasma membrane. The transcript has 2 exons. Lineage: Eukaryota; Metazoa; Chordata; Mammalia; Artiodactyla; Delphinidae. Gene Ontology annotation, molecular function: prostacyclin receptor activity. Bases 232 to 1386 code for a protein of 384 amino acids. Gene Ontology annotation, biological process: inflammatory response; negative regulation of smooth muscle cell proliferation; positive regulation of cytosolic calcium ion concentration.